Molecule: messenger RNA, 591 nt
Organism: Oikopleura dioica
Lineage: Eukaryota; Metazoa; Chordata; Appendicularia; Copelata; Oikopleuridae
Source: the annotation of a GenBank genome assembly
AUGUCUGAAAAGCACGACGCUUUUCGUUACAAUAUCACGGGCUUCAUUGGAAAUAUUGUUUCGGACAAGGAUAUGACGCGCGAAAUCAUGUCGGCUGAUUUAAUGUUGAUGCUUAUGGCGUCGAUCAAUUCCGUCGAAGACCAUGAGAUUUCCGUUGAAAAUGAAAAAAUGGAUGGGUUUACGAAUGGACUCGAAGUAAUGUCCACGAUUCUGGCUCAUGAAGACAUCGAGCUUCCCAAUUUUAUAGAACGAUCGGAGCUUGAGAAUAAAUUCUGCUUCCUGAUCGAACUCCUUCCGGAGAGCCUACCAGCUCGUAUGAGCUACAGGACAUUCAAAGACCUCCUCAAACUCAUUGAAAAUGGAUCAAAGCCGAUUCGAUGGUUCUUUUGUUGGCGAUGGUCUCAGCUUACCCACCCAUUUGAAGAAGAAUUUUCUGCGAAAUCCGUCGACAAAUAUUGUAAGCAGUUUGUGGAUGAAGGAAUUGACAAGAUCUUGGAGGAAAACCUCAGAACUGAGGAUGAAAGGAGCUAUAUUUGGACUAAAUCGAAGCUUUUGCUGGAAAGAAUUGCUGAAAAUAGUCUCCUGGCCUGA